This is a messenger RNA of Trichoplusia ni (cabbage looper), 2401 nucleotides long. RefSeq names its product proton-coupled folate transporter-like. The record is from RefSeq and is a predicted model, not a curated record. The coding region runs from base 536 to 2086 and encodes 516 amino acids. Gene Ontology annotation, cellular component: membrane. NCBI's taxonomy places the organism in Eukaryota, Metazoa, Arthropoda, Insecta, Lepidoptera, Noctuidae. Gene Ontology annotation, molecular function: transmembrane transporter activity. Gene Ontology annotation, biological process: transmembrane transport. The transcript has 7 exons.
CUAGUGACUCAAAGCAUUUAUAUAAGUGAAAGUGUUAUUGGACUUUAUACAUACAGUGUGUUUUGAUUAAGUGUGAUUGUUCUAUUAAAAAUCCUGUCGAGUUUCAACGUAGUUUUUAUUCAUUUUUUUUAUAUGAAAACAAUCGCCUGUUUAUAAUAUAGUGACACUUCGCGACGGAUCGCUUGACUUGUUUGAGUAUCGACGUGUUAAGUUUAUUUUCGAUUUCUCCGAGUGUGUUUGUGGACGCAUUAAAGACUGAUAUGGCAACAUAAGAGUGUUUGCUUACAUUCUGGCGUACAAUAGGACGCUAGCGUCGUCCCAACGUCGCGGCUUACCAGUAAUUCAAUAUUAUACCGUAUUUAUCUUGGUGCUGCGAGGAUGUGCUCUUCAAUAUAAUAACAAUGUGACCUAACUUUGAAGAAACACUUCGGAUCUCAGACGAGGUAUAUGUGCCUUGCUCUUUUAUAUUUUAUACAUCAGUGAGUAAAGAAUUUUUACUUGUUUUAUUAAAGUGAAGAGUUAUAAAAAUUCAAAAAUGAAUAGCACGGAAAAGUUAGACGACAAAACGUCUCGGGACGAUUCGACUGAGGAACUGCCUCUAAAAACAGAGACUAAAACUGGUCUCCCGGACAUGACCUUUUUUGAGAAGAUCAAAUUUAUCAAAUCUAAUAUAACGGUAGAACCUGUUGUGGCAUUCUUUGUCAUGCCCAGCGUGCUAGCGAUGUUAGCGACGCAAAACUUGAAUUUAGAGAAAGCGUGCAGGGUCAACCUGGGGUUCGGAGACGAGGCCUGUACCGCGUUGAGGCUCAGGAAACGAGCGAACUAUACUUACGAAGAAGAUGAGGUACAGAAACUGAUCGCAUCGGUCCAGGCAUGGAAGAGCGUGGUACACACAGCGAUACCAACACUGCUGAUGCUUUUCAUCGGCGCGUGGAGCGACAAGACCGGUAAACGAAAGAUCUGCAUGCUGAUGCCAAUCUUCGGGGAAUUCAUGACGUGUGUACUAAACAUGAUAAACACGUACUUUUUCAAUGAAGUCCCAGUAGAAUGGACCGUGUUUAUGGAGGUCAUAUUCCCGGCUCUGACAGGCGGCUGGUACACAAUGUUUCUCGGCGCUUUCAGUUAUUUAGGAGACAUAACAUCUAAGGACACAAGGACGUUCCGAAUAGGUCUGUUGAACUUGUGUAUGACAGUUGGAUUCCCCAUCGGGAUGGGGCUGAGCGGCAUCCUGUUACGAUUCCUCGGGUACUACGGAGUGUUCUCAAUAUCAGCCGCGCUGCAAUUCGCUAACUUUUGCUAUGUAUUGUUCGUUAUAGAUGACCACACAUGGCUUGAGAACAAAGACAAGGUUAAAAGAACUGGUUGUACUGGUUUUUUGCUGGAGUUUUUCGACUUCCGCAGUCUAAAGGAGACUGUUGAGAUUGCCUUCAAGAAAGGCCCCAAUAACAGACGACUUCGGAUCUGUCUAAUAUUGAGCGUGGUCUGUUUGACGUUCGGGCCGAUGUGGGGUGAACUAAGCAUCAUGUACAUAUUCACUCGAUACCAGUUCAAUUGGGAUGAAGUCAAAUACAGCAUCUAUUCGACUUACAGCCUUGUCACACACUCCAUUGGUACACUUUUCUCCAUCAGUGUCUUCAGUAGGAAGCUGAAAGCUGAUGAUGCAGUCCUGGGGAUGAUAUCCACUACCAGCAAGGUAGCCGGUGCUCUAGUACUCGCCUUCGCCAGGAAUGGAUACGAAGUCUAUCUAUCGCCGUUGUUGGAGAUCUUAAAUGGGACCACGGCGAUUGCUCUGCGGUCGAUUGCAUCUAAAUUGGUUUCAUAUCAAGAAUUAGGUAAAGUGUACUCUCUGUUCGGAGUAGCAGAGACCAUGAUGCCCAUAAUAUUCGCCCCGCUCUACUCCAAAGUGUACAUCGCCACGCUGAAUGUGUUGCCAGGGGCGGUGUUCCUCGUCAGUAUAUUGGCCACCAUACCCGCUUUGGGAAUAUUUAGUUGGUUUUACUACCAGCACAAACAAGACGACAAAGAGAAAAGACUGAACAUGCCAAUGCCGCCAGCACCAGCAGACGUCCCAGUAGCCCCGGCGUAAAGAAAAACAAAAAUGAACUCUAAGAACGAGUACUAGAUAUCAAAUUUGAUUAGAUACCUCAUUCCUGAUUUGGCUAUAACCUGCUUUUGUACGUUGGUGUUAAUAGACAUUCCAAGGUUGGUUAAAUGUGUGGAAGGGUCGUGAUCGUUUGAAGAAUCUUUUAAUAAAACCAACGUUGGUAAAUUGCCAGCGAUUGGCCAAUGCAAAAUGCAUGUUUCCAACAUGUUGGUGCCAACGUUUAAAGCCAACCUAAAUUGUAACGAAGCAAUACAAAUAAUAAUAGAAACGUCAAUAAACCUUCGUGCUCAUUCAAAA